This is a messenger RNA of Seminavis robusta, 387 nucleotides long. NCBI's taxonomy places the organism in Eukaryota, Bacillariophyta, Bacillariophyceae, Naviculales, Naviculaceae. The record is from the annotation of a GenBank genome assembly.
AUGCACGACUUUCCCAUCGGCCAAAUAUGUGUUCGCGUUUCCAAUGAUCCCUUGGACAAGACCUCGGAUGUAUCGACGUUGGGAUGCCCCGAUCUGAUGAAUCGAUGCGAGAGCUCUUUUCGAGAGGCGUUUGGCCGCACCGCGCAUAAAGACUCUCCUCCCAGCAGACGAUCACUGUUUCGAGUGGUGAGCUUUGAGAGCAACAUUGAUUGUGCUGGCAACGAUAGCGAUAACAGGUGGUCCAAUGGCGGACGCAGAGACGCAUGCCCACCCUCCACCAUUGUCACACCCAUGAGACUGAAAGAAGAUACUGCAAGUCCACCAACCACCAUCUACGCCCCUCACCGAUCUGAUGGAGCAAGAAGGUCACGGCGGCGCACAAAAUGA